AUCUGCACAUGUGCGGCUCUCAUGUUUACGGAUGUGAGGAGAAGCAAAGUAGUGAACAGUGAAUACAGAACAUUUCAUCAGAAAUGAUCAAACACGUUUUCCUAACCGGACCUCCGGGUGUGGGUAAGACCACCCUGGUCCAGAAGGCCUGUGACGUAAUAGUGUCUUCGGGUGUGUCUGUGGAGGGCUUCUACACCCAGGAGGUCAGGGAGGGGAGGCGCAGGGUCGGUUUCGACGUUGUUACUGUGGCCGGACAGAGAGGAAACUUGUCCAGAGUCAGAGAGAAGUCUGUUGCUUCACAUGGAGGGAGGGAGUACACUGUAGGACAGUAUGUAGUGGAUGUACCUUCGUUUGAGAACCUGGCUCUACCUCUCUUCAGAAACCUUGACUCUUCAUGCAGUAGCAACCAUCAGGUGUUUAUCAUUGAUGAGGUUGGUAAAAUGGAGCUGUUCAGCCAGGCGUUCAUCAGGUCAGUCAGACAGACCCUGGACUCUCCAGUCUUCUCUGUCCUGGGGACUAUACCCCUCCCUUCAGGAAAACCACUGGGUUUCGUGGAGGAGAUACGGACCAGGACUGACGUCACUGUCUUCACUGUCUCCAAGGAGAACAGAGAUGUUAUAUUACCAGAGGUUGUGUCAGCUCUAAAGGACUGCCUCAAACAAAGUGCUAAGUAGGUGGAAGUUAUCCAAGGUCAGUGGAACAUCAUGGAGGGCAUUCAGAAACACAGCAGCACUCUGAACUAGACCCUGAUGAACAAGACCGACCCUGAUGAACAAGACCGACCCUGAUGAACAAGACCGACCCUGAUGAACAAGACCGACCCUGAUGAACGAGACCGACCCUGAUGAACGAGACCGACCCUGAUGAACGAGACCGACCCUGAUGAACGAGACCGACCCUGAUGAACGAGACCGACCCUGAUGAACGAGACCGACCCUGCUGAACGAGACCGACUCUGAAGAACGAGACCGACACUGAUGAACGAGACCGACCCUGAAGAACUAGACCGACCCUGAAGAACGAGACCGACCCUGAAGAACGAGACCCACCCUGAUGAACAAGACCGACCCUGAUUGGUGGAUGUUGGCCAGCACUCUGAACCAGACCGACCCUGAUUGGUGGAUGUUGGCCAGCACUCUGAACCAGACCGACCCUGAUUCGUGGAUGUUGGCCAGGACUCUGAACUAGACCGUCCCUGAUUGGUGGAUGUUGGCCAGCACUCUGAACCAGACCGACCCUGAUUGGUGGAUGUUGGCCAGGACUCUGACCUUGACCGUCCCUGAUUGGUGGAUGUUGGCCAGGACUCUGACCUUGACUGUCCCUGAUUGGUGGAUGUUGGCCUGCACUCUGUACUAGACUGACCCUGAUGAACUAGACUGACCCUGAUGGAUGGAUGUUGGCCAAUACUCUGUAAUAGACCAUGGCCACCUAUCCAUCCCCAGCUUACAAUUGGCUCAUUCAUCCCCCCCUCCUCUCCCCUGUAACUAUUCCCCAGGUCAUUGCUGUAAAUGAGAAUGUUUUCUCGGUCAACUUACCUGGUAAAAUAACAAAAAAAUCAAUAAAAAUGUAAUAAAACAA
Molecule: messenger RNA, 1578 nt
Organism: Oncorhynchus nerka (sockeye salmon)
Lineage: Eukaryota; Metazoa; Chordata; Actinopteri; Salmoniformes; Salmonidae
Gene: ntpcr
Product: nucleoside-triphosphatase, cancer-related
Exons: 5
Coding region: 84-674 (196 amino acids)
Molecular function (GO): ATP hydrolysis activity
Source: RefSeq, a predicted model, not a curated record